Tachysurus vachellii is the source of this 2535-nucleotide messenger RNA. Its product is annotated as zinc-binding protein A33. Bases 432 to 1535 code for a protein of 367 amino acids. The record is from RefSeq and is a predicted model, not a curated record. Gene Ontology annotation, molecular function: protein binding. Lineage: Eukaryota; Metazoa; Chordata; Actinopteri; Siluriformes; Bagridae. The transcript has 6 exons.
UUACAACAACCUACAAUUUAUGACUCCUGAUUUGCAUCUGUUCUCACAUAUCCAUAAAGUAUCAUCAAAGGGCUUUAGCAUAAAUAACAGAUAUAAAUAGAGCUUUUUGGCAGAUGGUCACUUAUUUAAAGGAAGAAUAAUUGAACAGCAGUGUUCAGAGUAGCUUGUUCUUUCUACAACACUUAAAACUAAUAUGUGACCAGAUUUACGGACCUCAGUGACAGAAAUUAAAUAUUUCCCAGGACGCGAGCAAGGACAGUGGGUUUCAUAAUGUACACCACAAAACCCAACCCCCUGCCAGCACUGGAAUAUAAAAGCUGGAGGCAUGGGUCUUGUGAUGAGGAAUUGCUUGCUGGCAUAUUGGGAGAAGGGAAGAUUUAAGAUUAGACCAUUUUUGUAAAGCACCUUUUUUCUGGACCUUGUGGAGCUGAAUGUUUAUUGGAGCUAUGAAAACUCCAGCUCAGGACAAUCCUGAAAAACAGCAGGAGCAUUUAAAAGAGCAAAGGGACAUUCUUGCUUACCGAAUGAAAAAACUGUCAGCAAAGCAAGAGCAUUUCAUUAAAAAGACUGCAGAACUGAAAGAAAAGAUCCGAAAGAAGUAUGAAGACAUGAAGCGAGUGCUGGAUGAGGACCUGCGAAUCACAAUGUGCCAGCUAGACAUGGAGCAGGAGGCUAUGGAGAGAACCACUGAGGAGAACAUAGAAAAGUGCUUCCAACUAAUGCAGGACAUGGAAGAGCAGCUGUCUGAGACUGUCAAACAGCUGAACCAGGACAAAGCACAUGACUUAGACCAGAUUGCAGAAACAGAUAGAAGGCUAAAGGAGACUUUGAAGAUGACGGAUCCAGAGUGUAUCCAAAUGGACGAGUUUAAGAAUGAACAGUUGCUAUGUUUAACUAUUAAUUUACUCCUGUUCAUCCGCUCACAGGUUCCUGUCACCAAGAAACUCUUCCAGAGCUAUGCCCAAGAGGUGGUUCUGAACCCUGAUUCUGCUCAUCCGAAACUUAUCAUUUCGCCAGCAGGAGACUCAGUUACAUACACAGACACCUGGCAGGAAGUUCCAGAAAACUGGUCCCGCUUUGAUACCACCCUGAACGUUAUAAGUCAAGAGGGUUUUAAAGAAGGGCGCAAUUACUGGGAGGCCCAGGUUAGUGGCAAAACCUACUGGGAGCUGGGACUCACCUAUCCCAGCAUCCCCAGGAAAGGUCGUGAGGAGCAAUGCUGGCUGGGGCGUGGACCCGAGUCCUGGUGUGUGGAAUACUUUAAUGGUGACUACACAGCCUGGCACAAUGGGGUUCCCCAUGAGCUCACCCAUUUAACUGGGAGGAAAUUCCAACGUAUCGGGGUCUUCUCCAGCUCGUACGGAGGUCUUGUGUGUUUCCUUGGCUCAGACACCAUGACCCCGCUCUAUAGCUUUUGUGUAGGCACAUUUACAGAUGCACUUCAUCAAGCCGUCUGCCCUGGUCAUGACAACCAAGGGACCAACUGGAAACCACUGCUGAUCUGUGAUGCCUCCAGGUCUGCGCCAACUCUGUGAUCGGUAAACCUGAGAGGGCAGAGACAGCAGGGCUGAAUAAACUCAAUAAAAACAGCCUUGUACGGUAUAACAGUGUGAUUAAAUGGUGUAAAAUAUAGACAAAAAUAAUUACAUGACACACAAAGCAGUAUUUAUGAGUACAGCAGAAUGCUUGAAUAUAUUAUUUUAGAUGCAUUAAAAAGGAACAUUUCAUAUAUGUACUGAGGACAAUACAAAAUAUAAAAUCAUUCAAGCUUUUAAGAUGUUUUCUUUCAGAAAUCCUUUAUUUCAACAAAAGUGGAGAAAAUACACUUUCUGCUCUUGUAUAACAGAAAAUUUUGCUAUGCGGUGGACAGUUCAUUAUAACCUUUAACUAUUUACACAGUAGCUGCCUCCUUAAAUAAUAAACUGACAGAACAUUAAAUGAAAAUCAAAAGCACAACUUUCAUACGAUAAGUGCUGUUUUUAUAGAUUGUUGUGUGUACAAUAAAAAAUUUAGAUUUACAAUAAAUAGAUUUAUUGUUAUUUAAAUGCUUUAAAGUCACUCCAAACCCAUUGAUGAUAUUGAACCCACCCCAAGCCUCUUGUGUGCUUUAUGUUUAUAGUUUUAAUACUAAUUAUAGUCCACACUGUCUCCAAAAGAUUCACAUAACCAUUUAAAUCCAAGAAUAAAUGAUAAAAGAAGAAAAGAAAAUGCUUAUAUAGGCUACAGUUCCCCUGCUAAAAUGCCAUAAAACCUAACAUGAAUAUUUCACACCGCUGUGGACAAAGAACAGCAAUAUUAAUGUUCAAAUAAGAGAUAAAUAAUGAACAGUAACAUGCUACUAAAGAGCCACUCUUCUGAAGAAUCUAUUAAGCGUCCAGAAUAAAGUCAGAGAGAAACCGCUAUCCCACACAAACACUAACUGUAGCUGUGUCUGGAUCAUCCCUGAAUAUUGAGACCAGGUGGUCACAUCCUGUCAGUAAAUCAGUCUAGCUUUGACUGUGAUGUGAAAAUGUAUGCUACCAAACAUACUUGAAA